GGGCGGGGCCGGGCCUAUUGAGACUGCAGAGCGGCGGGCGCCGCGAGGGCCGGAAAGAUGGCGGUCCUCGCCCCUCUGAUUGCUUUGGUGUACUCGGUGCCGCGGUUGUCACGAUGGCUGGCCCGGCCUUAUUGCCUCCUGUCAGCGCUGCUCUCUGCCGCCUUCCUACUCGUGAGGAAACUGCCGCCCCUCUGCAACGGUCUACCCACCCAGCGCGAAGACGGCAACCCGUGCGACUUUGACUGGAGGGAGGUGGAGAUCCUCAUGUUCCUCAGUGCCAUUGUGAUGAUGAAGAACCGUAGGUCCAUCACCGUGGAGCAGCACGUGGGCAACAUCUUCAUGUUCAGCAAGGUGGCCAAUGCCAUCCUGUUCUUUCGCCUGGACAUCCGCAUGGGGCUGCUGUACCUCACACUGUGCAUAGUGUUCCUGAUGACCUGCAAGCCCCCACUGUACCUGGGCCCUGAGUACAUCAAGUACUUCAACGACAAGACCAUUGAUGAGGAGCUGGAGCGGGACAGGAGGGUCACCUGGCUGGUGGAGUUCUUUGCCAACUGGUCCAGUGACUGCCAGUCGUUUGCUCCCAUCUAUGCGGACCUCUCCCUCAAGUACAACUGCCCAGGGCUGAGUUUCGGGAAGGUGGAUGUGGGCCGCUACACGGACGUCAGCACACGGUACAGGGUGAGCACGUCACCCCUCACCAAGCAGCUGCCUACGCUCAUCCUGUUCCAAGGCGGCAAGGAGGUCAUGCGGCGGCCGCAGAUUGACAAGAAAGGGCGUGCUGUCUCCUGGACCUUCUCUGAGGAGAACGUGAUCCGCGAAUUCAACCUGAACGAGCUGUACCAGCGGGCUAGGAAGGUGGCCAGGGCUGGCGACAGCACAGUUGAACAGCGGCCCUCGGGCCCAGAGGGGGAAGAUAAGAAAGUCAAAUAGGACCCCGUCAGCGUCCAGUGCCCGGCGCCCCCUCGAGGCAUGAGCUGGCCCGGCCCUGGGGCUGCGCGAGUGGGGACCUCGUGAAUUGGACGCAGGCUCGGGCCGGAGUUGCGGUCUCCUCCCGGCACUGGGGCGCUUGGCCCUUCUAUCCGGGGCUGCUUUCGCUGGAAAACGGUCUAAUGGAGCCGGGCAGCAGGGCGCCCGUCCCGGGAGACGCAGACACUUGAAGCCUCCUGCAUCGGGGAGGCGGCAGGGAGACCCCGCGUUGUGCAAUAAAGACACCCGCUCCUCUCGA
Molecule: messenger RNA, 1225 nt
Organism: Cavia porcellus (domestic guinea pig)
Lineage: Eukaryota; Metazoa; Chordata; Mammalia; Rodentia; Caviidae
Gene: Tmx2
Product: thioredoxin related transmembrane protein 2
Exons: 8
Coding region: 58-930 (290 amino acids)
Biological process (GO): brain development
Cellular component (GO): membrane-bounded organelle
Molecular function (GO): disulfide oxidoreductase activity
Source: RefSeq, a predicted model, not a curated record